Messenger RNA from Chara braunii, 3060 nucleotides. NCBI's taxonomy places the organism in Eukaryota, Viridiplantae, Streptophyta, Charophyceae, Charales, Characeae. The record is from the annotation of a GenBank genome assembly.
GCAGGACUCGACAGAGUGUACUCAGCACUCUGUCGCAGUACCAUCUGCGCCUCCGCAGACCACCGUCUCCCCUCCUUCCCCGCCACGACUACCGACGCGUCGAGCCAUUCGCUCAACCCGUUGCAGCGAGCAGCUCGCUACUCGCGAGGACGUCGUGUCCUCUCUUCUGGACUUCAGCAUGCUCCAGGCUCGUCAGGAGCGAUUCACCCUCCAUGUCGCUUUACUGCGUCGCCUUCUCGCCAUCCUCUCUGACCUUGAUCGCACCCUCCCGAUCAUCCCAGUACGACUCGGGACCUCCACGAGGGUGUACUCAGCGCUGUGGGAUUCUGGUUCUCGGGGCGACUUCAUUCACCCACGCGUGGUGAAAGAAGCCCGCUUACCCACGACAGGGUCUCCGACUCCCAUCUCCGUUACCCUAGGGGAUGACAAGACCCAGCGCUUCUUCGAUCAGACGGUCACCGACCUCCCUUUCUUCCUCACUCUCGAGCCGACUGAUCGUUCUCCGACGUCUCGUCGCCACCGCUCCUCUGCACAUUUCGAUGUGAUGGAGACGGGGUACGACUUCAUUCUCGGCACUCCGUGGUCUCGUCGGUUCCGCAGCACCGAGGCCGAUUGGGCGACCAACACUCUCGUUCUCAAAACGAAGUGUGGACAGACGUAUCGCGUACCUUUCAUAGGUACCACCGCGACACCACGCCCCGAUGCUCCUCCCCCGGAGUCUUCCGUGCCCACACCAUCUCCUUCUAUCAUUGUCACCUCGCCUCGGCAGUUCGCCCACUUCAUCCGACAGGACAACGUCACCUUCUUUAUGGUGAACGUGACGGAUCUCUUAUACUAUGAUCCACCCUGUCCCGACGCCGAGCUCAUCCCUCUAGAGCCAGAUCCUCCUUCUAUCUCCAUGGCUCCCAUCUCUACUUCCGUCCCUCCGCCGUCCGUCGAGUCCACUCCGUCGUCGCACGCUGACGCUGACGCUGAAGAACUCGCACGAUAUACGGCUGACCUGGAGCCCGCAGUUCGUGACCUCAUCCGAGAGUACCACGACGUUUUUCCAUCAUCAUUCUCGUACGCCGGCAUCCCACCGAUGCGUGACGUCGAGCACUCCAUUCAGCUUGUGCCUGACUAUCCGGAUGGAACCCUUUGUCUCUGCAUCGACUAUCGCGGCCUCAACCGCUACACGGUUAAGAACAGCUACCCCAUGCCUCGUUCCGAUGAGUUGUUCGACCGCCUAGCAGGCAACCGCUUCUUUACGAAGAUUGAUCUUUGUAGAGGUUACCAUCAGAUCCGCGUCGCUGCCGCCGACCAGCCGAAGACAGCGUUCCGAUCGCGCUUCGGUUACUACGAGUUUACGGUGAUGCCAUUCGGCCUCACCAAUGCACCCGCUACCUUCCAGAGGGCGAUGAACGACAUCUUCAGGGACAUCCUGGAACAGUACGUUCUCGUCUACCUCGACGAUAUCCUGGUCUACAGUCGYACCCUUGAGGAGCACCUCAGACACCUCCGCGACGUCCUUGACCGCUUGCGCAGACAUGGCUUCUACGCCAAGCUGAGCAAGUGCCGCUUUGCCCAGCACAAAGUGGACUUCUUAGGACAUUACGUGUCUGACCAGGGUCUCCACAUGGACGACGCGAAGAUCACUGCUAUUGCAGAGUGGCCCGCUCCCACAUCCGCCAAGCAGCUUCGCAACUUCCUAGGCCUGACCAACUACUAUAGUAACUUCAUCCGGGGAUACGCUAGGUAUUCCUACGUCCUUACCUCCACCCUCCUCCGGAAGAACACACCCUGGGCUUGGACACCCCUCCACGAGGACGCCUUCUGCGCCCUCAAAAAGGCGGUGACAUGCGCACCGGUUCUUCACCUACCCGAUUUUGAUCGCCCUUUUAUCCUUACCACCGAUGCAUCAGACUUUGCUGUAGGAGCAGUGCUUUCUCAGGUCUUCCCCUCCUCUCCUGAUUCCUCUCAUCCUCGUAUCCCUCGCUUCCCACCACCUACCCCUACCACUGCUUCCCGACUGACGCCUACUCGUCCAGCUACUAACGAACCUUCUAUUGAGUAUUCUCCUACCAUCGUCGAGUCUCGCUCAGGUGAUUGUCCGAUAACCUUCUACUCCCGUCAGCUCCUGCCCGCUGAGAUAAACUACACUGCUGAUGAACAUGAGGUUCUCGCAGUAGUUUAUGCCGCUCGGCACUCGCGUUUCUACCUGCACGGGGCACCGUUCACGGUGCGUACGGACAACUCCGUUGUCAAGGCUUUUCUGACGAAACCGAAGCUCACUCCUCGACAGGCUCGCUGGUGGCGCGACCUAUCCGAGUUUAGUUUYACCACUGAGCACAUCAAGGGUGAGACUAACCGGGUCGCAGAUGCUUUAUCCCGGCGCCCUGACCACGAUCAGGAGCAGAUCCAACUCUCUUCCAUCUCGGUCACCACCGUCCACCACUCGGUGAUCGACGAGUUUCGCACUCAGUACCGCCACCACCCCGACUAUCGCGACAUCCACGCGACCCUUCGGAGUGGCGAGACCGUCCCGAACUACUCUCUCGAGGACAAUGGUCUCGUGUACCGGCACGGUUCACAGGGCACCAGAGAGCCCCGUAUUUGCGUUCCCUCCACUGGACAGCUACGUGUCCGAGCAGUAGCAGAGUUCCAUGCCCAGGCAGCCGCUGGUCAUAUGGGCUUCCACAAGACGUUGGCUCGUGUGAGCCGCCUGUACGUCUGGCCGAAGUGCAAGGACUUUGUGAAGGACUACGUCGCAGAGUGUCCCACCUGUCAGGAGGUGAACAGUGCGAACCACCUGCCUUAUGGUUUGCUCCAGCCUCUUCCUAUCCUUGAGGGUCGUUGGCAGUCCAUGUCGAUGGACUUUAUCGGUCCUCUUCGACCUCCGACCCCCCGCGGUUAUGAUGCUAUCCUGGUCGUCGUCGACCGCUUCACGAAGCGUGCACGCUUUGUUCCGUGCCGCUAUGCCAUCAGUGCACGUGAGGUCGCCGACAUCGUAUUUGACCGAGUCGUCGAGGAUCGUGUAGCGGACCUCUAGUUGGUUGGCCUGUGAGACCAGCCCCUUGGUCU